ACUUGCCGAGAUCCAGGAGCCGGCCGGUUUGUCAGCUGCUUCGUCUACAGAAGAUGGCUUCUCAGGUGCACGAGUUUAAGGUGGAAAUGACCUGCGAGGGUUGUUCUGGCGCUGUGCAGCGAGUUCUCGGCAAGCUGGAAGGACAAGGCGUAAACAAGGUUGACAUCGAUUUGAAGGAGCAGCGGGUGUACGUCGAUUCGUCGCUGACUUCUGAAGAACUUCUCGGAGUUCUAAAGAAAGCUGGCAAGACAUGCUCGUACGUAGGUGUGAAGAAGUAGGCGGCACCACGCUGGCACCGUCGAGGUGCGGCCAAUGACCGACUGGUUGAACAGCCCAAUUUGCAUAACUGCCUGAACCUUUAACUGUGUGUUCGUGCUGCUCUCUCAUGAUAUAUUAAAGCUCGAUCUUAUUAUUAUCUUUCCGGUACUAUAGAUAUUAUGACUUCGGUGUACAGACUCGUGUUUGAACUGAUUAUUCUGUUGUAUGUCGGUGUUAUAAUAAAAAUAGUCCCGGUGUA
Molecule: messenger RNA, 517 nt
Organism: Rhipicephalus sanguineus (brown dog tick)
Lineage: Eukaryota; Metazoa; Arthropoda; Arachnida; Ixodida; Ixodidae
Gene: Atox1
Product: copper transport protein ATOX1
Exons: 4
Coding region: 54-278 (74 amino acids)
Biological process (GO): copper ion transport
Cellular component (GO): cytosol
Molecular function (GO): metal ion binding; copper chaperone activity
Source: RefSeq, a predicted model, not a curated record